AUGUUAAAAAGUUAUCAUCAACAGUUUCGAGCUGAACAACGAGACAACUAUCCAAAUGCCUUAUCGCCAACUUCGAAAUUCAUACCAGCUGAUAGAAUUCUACCACAACGGCCAACUGCUGUGGGUAGACAACCAUCACGUUCGGAUACAUUCACAUUAUCGGCUAGACAUCAUCGAAUCAACCCAAAAGCUCCAAAGAUCGAUCCAAGACCAAAUUCUCCUUUCCAACAGAAAACAAACUCCAAUAAUACUGAUAGCAUCCGUUCCGUAUUAAAACAGGCCAAUUCUCCCAAUCGACAACGAAAUCCUGUACGUUUUGCUAAACAAUUGGAUGCUUCUUUCUCUUCUUCAUCUUCUGUUCACAAUCAAACUUCUCGAAAUAACACCGAUCGAUCACGGCAUUUGCGUAUUGGUGUCGGCGAACAUCUCCUACAUCAACAAGCACAAUCAUCACCUCACACCUAUCGUAAUAAUCAUUCUACAGAGAAACGGAUUGUUUAUACUACUCGUGAUCGUUCACCUCGAAACACUAGUUCAAAAUCAAAACGUACUGUUCCUGCAUACCACCCAGCAAUUCGAUCCAUUGUUGCUCCCCGUAAAUAUCAACCUGCAAAUGACAGAGAUGAAAUCGUGUAUGUCGACGAUCAUGGAAAUGAAAUUCCAUACAUACACGAAGAUGAGCGGAUACUCCGUCGUCGACGCAAUGAAAAGAAAAGUAUAGUUUACCAUUCAUCUCCACACAUUGCUUAUGAAUGA
Messenger RNA from Adineta ricciae, 756 nucleotides. Lineage: Eukaryota; Metazoa; Rotifera; Eurotatoria; Adinetida; Adinetidae. The record is from the annotation of a GenBank genome assembly.